This is a messenger RNA of Dichomitus squalens LYAD-421 SS1, 1022 nucleotides long. RefSeq lists its product as uncharacterized. Lineage: Eukaryota; Fungi; Basidiomycota; Agaricomycetes; Polyporales; Polyporaceae. The coding region runs from base 45 to 326 and encodes 93 amino acids. The transcript is spliced from 2 exons. The record is from RefSeq and is a predicted model, not a curated record.
CUUCUGCACGGAUCCUUCUCCUAGACCAGCACCGAGGUCUCACAAUGAGCUCGGUCAAGGUCGUUUCCCCUGAAAUUGCGGGCGCGUCCCUGCACGUCAGCCUGCCAUGGUACACCCACCUGUACACCAUCCCAUUCCUCUCCCUCUACCCCGUUCUCGCCUACGCGUACUACGUCAAGUACGACGACUGGCUACAAAGCGAGGAGUGGACGUUUCUCGCGUGCGUGUCGCUUGGGCUUGGCCACGCGCUCAGUUUCUUGUUCACGAAAUGGAAUACGGGAGCAAAGGCCUGGAUUACGACAAGAAAGGUGAGCAUUCUUCGUUGAACGAUCUCUGAAAUGCGUCUGGUAGAUGCGGGAUGUUGUGAUUCUGGUUGCCGGAUACCCCACCGUGUUGACGGGAAGCAGUCAGUCCGGCUCUGGGGGGAUCACGCGAGUCCAGGCAUGUUACUCUUCUAUGCACUCGACACGUCUGACAGUAUAGGGCCCUCCGGGCGGUCCUGGCCAGGGCGCGCUCUAUUUCAUCUCUGCUCAAGCGUUCAGCCAAGAGUGGAUGCCUCCGUGCAUGAGUCGGGCUUGCGCCCGCCCUCAACUGCCUGGAUGAUCACGCUCAUAAACUUCUGCGGGCUGAAGCCGUAGAACUCAAGCAGUAAUGAAGUUGACACUACUGCCUGUGGAUUCUUUCCCAAUGGGGUUUGUUGCGGUCGGGAGGGCUUCGCACGACGGGCGCCCCCUCGAACCGUUCUUUGUGAAAGGGCUGUAGAACUUCUGGGCAAGUACGACUAUCCCAUUGCCGACCUUUCAGCGCCCUUUGGCGCGCGUCGGCAAAGGGACAAGUUAGGACUGUCCUGAAAACAGACCUCCGUUUCACGCGAAGGGAUUCUGAGCGCUGCCCGUCGUGUCGCCCUCCCUUUGGUCCUCUCGACGCGGCUAGCACAAGCAAAAGGGUGCCAGUGGCCCCCUGAGAUCCACCUUCUACACUUGUAGAUUUGAAAGGCGAAACCACGCGAGCUGGCACCCUCC